AUGUCGACCCAUUCUCCACUACACCAUGAGAAAUCCUUCGACGAGAAGGACGUCGAAGUUGUCUCCGUCAAUGUCGUCGACUCCAAUGCCGAUAUCAUCGAUUUUGAGGAAAAGAAGGAGCUCAGACGCGGGUUGGGUCAGAGACAUAUCCAGAUGAUCGCCCUAGCCGGAACGAUAGGAACGGGUCUCUUCCUCGGUUCGGGGCGUGCUAUCCACAACGGUGGUCCUGUCGGUGCACUUCUGGGGUACACCUUUGUCGGCUUCCUUGUCUCAUGUGUCAUAAUAUCCCAAGCCGAACUAGCCUCCUUGGUUCCCCUUUCCGGUUCCAUCGUCCGCCAUGCUGAAUAUUUCUUCGAUCCUGCUCUGUCCUUCGCCCAAGGUUGGAACAGCGUCUAUUCGUCCUGUGUUAGUUUGCCGGCGGAAAUCACUGCCGGUGCAGUCCUUAUACAGUACUGGACUACCAUCAGCAAUGGAUUGUGGAUCACGAUUUUGGGUUUGCUGCUCGUCGUGAGCAAUCUCAUGUUCGUCAGGGUGUAUGGAGAGCUCGAGUUUGGGUUUGCCAUGCUCAAGGUUAUGCUUAUCAUAGGCUUAAUUAUCAUGGUGAGUGGAGGUCCCAAUCAUCAUAGAUAUGGGUUCCAGUACUGGAGAAAUCCUGGUCCCUUCGUUCAAUACCUCAACAUUGAAGGCUCCCUCGGCCGGUUCCUCGGUUUCUGGACCACCUUCUCCAACGCUGCAUACGCCUACGGUGGAGUCGAAGGCAUCGCCAAUGCUGCUGCUGAGACCCAAAACCCGCGUCGGAACAUCCCCAUUGCAGCCAAGCGCAUCUUUUGGCGUGUCCUCAUUUUCUACGUCCUUGCCAUUUUUAUCGUCACACUUAUCGUCCCAUCCAACGACUCCAACCUCCUCCGCAGCUCUGGCACUGCCUCUCAAUCUCCAUUCGUCAUUGCUGCGACAAAUGCGGGCAUUUCGGUGGUGCCGCAUAUAAUCAAUGCUGUCGUUCUCACCUCGGCAUGGUCUUCUGGCAAUUCGGGGUUGCUCGGUGGCUCGAGGAAUCUUUAUGGUAUGGCGCGCGAGAGGCACGCGCCCAAGAUUUUCCUCCAGGUUAACCGAUUUGGGGUCCCAUAUGUUGCGGUUCUGUUCUUGUCGGCGUUCCUGGGUCUAGCGUACAUGACGCUUUCAGACAAUGCUUCGACUGUGUUUUCUUGGUUCCAGGAUCUAUGUUCCUCCGCUAUCUUGGUGCAUUGGUCGAUCAUCUGCGCAGUCUAUUUGAGGUUCCAUUAUGGCAUGAGGAAACAGAAUAUCUCACGCGACGAGCUGCCGUGGAAAUCUCCGUUCCAACCGUAUGCUGCCUGGACAGGUCUCAUCUCCUUCACCAUCAUUCUCCUCACGGGAGGAUACAAGGUCUUUAUUCACGGCCAUUGGGACACGGAAACGUUCUUCUCCGCAUACUUCAACAUCCCUCUCAUCUUCACACUCUUCUUCGGUUACAAGUUCUUGGCCAAGACUAAGAUGGUGUCGUUGGAUGAGAUGCCGAUCCGGAAGUAUAUUGAUAUCGCGAAGGAGAACCCUGAGCCUCCACCAAAACCUGUUAAGGGAUGGAGGCGGCUCAAUAUCCUGUGGAGUUGA
Molecule: messenger RNA, 1626 nt
Organism: Guyanagaster necrorhizus
Lineage: Eukaryota; Fungi; Basidiomycota; Agaricomycetes; Agaricales; Physalacriaceae
Exons: 8
Coding region: 1-1626 (541 amino acids)
Biological process (GO): amino acid transmembrane transport
Cellular component (GO): membrane
Molecular function (GO): amino acid transmembrane transporter activity
Source: RefSeq, a predicted model, not a curated record